CAACGAAAUCGGCAAAUCCCAAAGCCGGAGCAUUGCACAAAUCCAGAGAAGGAGACCCUGCCCUGCCCCUGCCAGCUGCCAUCCCCACAAAACCUUUUGAGUUUUGAUUUCGUUCCACCCCCAGUUGCCCAUAUCUCUCUGAUUCAUUCAUUCAUUCACCAAUAAUUCCUUCUAAAGAUCUGAACUUGAACUCCAACAUUCGCUCUUUACACAACACAAGUGGCUCUCUCUCUCCUCUUCUCUCUCACACUAGAACCAAAGGGGACACAGAUCAUGGAUGUGGGUCAGAUGCAGAGACAGUUGGUGGAAUACACCAAAUCUUUGUUCAUAGAGGGAUAUUUGGACAGUCAGUUCUUACAGCUUCAGCAACUACAAGAUGAGAGUAACCCAUCUUUUGUGGCUGAAGUGGUGUCUCUCUUCUUUCAAGAUUCUGAAAGGAUUCUCAAAGAUCUCACCAUUGCUCUGGAUCAGAAAAUUAUUGACUUCAAAAAAGUUGAUGCUGAUGUUCAUCAGUUCAAGGGUAGCAGUUCAAGCAUAGGCGCACAAAGGGUUAAAAAUGCCUGCAUUGCUUUCCGCGGAUACUGUGAAGAACAGAACGUAAACUCGUGCGUCAGAUGUCUGCAACAAGUAAAGCAAGAGUACUUCCUUGUCAAGAACAAGCUGGAGACUCUGUUCAGGCUUGAGCAUCAGAUUAUUGGAGCUGGUGGGUCAAUCCCUAUGGUGGAACUGGGUUUCUAAGAUGGAUGCUUAUUAGAAGGAGAAGCUUGUGAGAGUGUUUUGUGAUCAUUUUUCUCCUUUUGGUGGAAGAUUGUGUCUUAGGUUUAUUUUUGUGGUUCGUUGUGUGAGUUUUAUGAAUGUAGAUGUUAUGGUGAAUGUAGGGCUUUAUUUGUGAACUCUUCUUGUUGCUUGCAUUCAAGGAGGUUUAUAUCACAACUGAGAUUUCUGACACAAUCUUUCAACCCCAAUUCAUACUUUUC
Messenger RNA from Neltuma alba, 977 nucleotides. RefSeq names its product histidine-containing phosphotransfer protein 1-like. The record is from RefSeq and is a predicted model, not a curated record. Gene Ontology annotation, biological process: phosphorylation; phosphorelay signal transduction system; cytokinin-activated signaling pathway. The transcript is spliced from 6 exons. The coding region runs from base 274 to 738 and encodes 154 amino acids. Gene Ontology annotation, molecular function: histidine phosphotransfer kinase activity; protein histidine kinase binding. Lineage: Eukaryota; Viridiplantae; Streptophyta; Magnoliopsida; Fabales; Fabaceae. Gene Ontology annotation, cellular component: nucleus; cytoplasm.